ACGUUUUUUCCCCCUCAAAAUUCUAUCUUUAUAGUUUUAUAAUUACAAAAAAAAAAAAGCUUAGAUAUGAGGAUUCUUUUCUGCAACAGAACAACUCCCUUGGUACAACCAAAAAGACCAGUGUUUACUUUUCAUUAAAAGUGGAAGAACCUAGAAAGCAGAUUGGAAAGAAGCAGCUGGAAAAGUGAGAGGAAAACUGAAUGUUUGUAAUCUUGGAAGCCAUUUGAGAAUGGAGCCCACUUGGUAUACUAGCAGAUGAAGAAUUUAAGGAGGAUGUCUAUCUUUAUUCUCUUUAGCAACUGAGAGUCGGCUCUGGGAACCAUCAGGCACCAUGGGGAAGCGGGACAAUCGGGUGGCCUAUAUGAAUCCUAUAGCAAUGGCCAGAUGGAGGGGCCCAUCUCAAUCUGCAGGCCCAACAAUACAAGAUUAUCUGAAUCGACCAAGGCCCACCUGGGAAGAAGUGAAGAAACAAUUAGAAAAUAAAAAGAAAGGCUCCAAGGCAUUAGCUGAAUUUGAAGAAAAAAUGAAUGAGAAUUGGAAGAAGGAACUAGAAAAAAGCAGAGAGAAAUUAUUAAGUGGAAAUGAGAGCUCAUCCAAAAAAAGAGAAAGAAAGAAAAAGAAAAAGAAGAAAUCUUGUCAGUCUUCAUCUUCUUCUACAUCAAGCUCUGAUUCUUCAAGCAGUUCUUCAGAUUCUGAGGAUGAGGAAAAGAAACAAGGAAAAAAGAGAAAGAAAAAGAAGAACCGUUCAUACAAAUCAUCAGAAAGCUCUACAUGUGAAUCUGAAUCAGAGAGCAAAGAAUCUGUAAAAAAGAAAAAGAAGUCAAAGGAUGAAACAGAGAAAGAAAAGUAUAUUAGAAGUCUCAGCAAAAAAAGAAAGAAGACUUGUCCUGAGGAUAAACCUUUAUCAUCGGAGUCCUCAUCAGAAUCAGAUUAUGAAGAGGAGGUGCAAGCAAAAAAGAAGAGAAGACGUGAAGAGCGAGAAAAAGCAACGGAAAAAGCAAAGAAGAAGAAGAAGAAACAGCACAAAAAACAUAGUAAGAAGAAGAAAAAGAAGUCAGGUUCAAACCACAAGUCCGGAUAA
Messenger RNA from Balaenoptera acutorostrata (minke whale), 1081 nucleotides. RefSeq names its product family with sequence similarity 133 member A (gene FAM133A). The record is from RefSeq and is a predicted model, not a curated record. The transcript has 4 exons. Bases 332 to 1081 code for a protein of 249 amino acids. Lineage: Eukaryota; Metazoa; Chordata; Mammalia; Artiodactyla; Balaenopteridae.